UUCGGCCGCCUCGUCCGCCAACGCCAUCGAGUUGAAACACCCGUUUUACUGGUCCUUAGCUCGGAGAUGUAUGUCUAUCUCCGUUUUUACAGCAUUCUGCUGCGGUGAGAGGGACAUUCAAGCGGGAUGCGGAGGUGGAGAUUCAGUUUUUCAGCAUACUGCAGACUACAAAAGUAUGCCGUACGAGCUCCGAAGCCGACUUGUAUCGACGGCCGAAGCCUACCAAUGAUGCACUUUGGGCGGCAGACCCCUUGUGACCACUCGUCCUCCGCAUUCGCCCGGCCCCUACCAGCCCACAUUUCUGGACAUCGAACAGCUUACAGCUGGACUUUCAAUAACGCUACAUGAAUGGUACGAUGUCUAUGAGAGAAGAGGUAGCGCUCCAAGAGCUUCGUCGCUCGCCCGAGCACAUUCACGCAGAGCAUCACGGUCAGGCGGAACCUGAAGACGUUACACGAGAGGGAGAGCACCAGCCAAACGAGGCGUCGCGCGAUGCGGAGGAGGAGUGGAGGCCGUCGAGGAAGUAUCAGGCGGUUCUACUCACAGCCGGAUUCGCGAUGAUCUUCCAAGUCAUCGGAAUCAACUCCAUCUACGGUAUCUUCCAGGAGUUCUACACAUCGCCCAAUACGAACAUCAAGAAUGCACAAGGGCAAGACGCACUCGUGUCGCUCGUCGGAACGAUAGGCACCGGUCUGACCUGGAGCGGCGGCAUCUUCGUAAACCCUCUGAUUGCCCGCACACAGCGCAUACAAUGGAUAAUGCUCGCUGGCGUCUGCAUCAUGAGCCUCGGCAUAUUUCUCGCCAGCUUCUGUACAGAACUCUGGCAUCUAUACCUGACUCAGGCAAUUCUCUAUGGAACUGGUGCCUCGCUCUACUACUUCCCCAUCCUUGCACUGACACCAGCAUACUUUGAUCGGCACCGUGGCUUCGCGCUCGGCUUUAUCUUAUCGGGUGCCGGAAUCGGUGGUCUCAUCUUGUCCCCCGUGAUGAGCACGCUAAUAUCGCACAUCGGUAUUGGCUGGGCAUUGAGGAUUCUCGGCGUCUGGAACUUCGCGGUCGGGAUCCCAGUCUCGUUCGUAGUGAAAAAGAGGGGCAACGUCUACAAUUCGGGCCGCGCGAGCACGAGGGUUGACCUCAGCGUCGCGAAACGUGGAGCAUUCAUCUGGCAGGCCUUUGGCGCGUUCCUGCAAGCAGGUGGAAACGUGGUUCCCACAUACUUCCUUACCACCUACUCCGUCUCCGUGCUCUCGUACUCCUCGAGCAAAGCCUCGCUCCUGCUUGCUAUCAACAAUGCGGUGAACAGUGUCGCACGCAUAGCCAUGGGAAUACUCGCAGACAGGGUCGGCCGACAGAACACUCUAAUAGUCAGCGUUCUGCUGUCUGCGAUCUCCGUCCUCGCGCUCUGGCCGUCCGCACCUCGUCCGCGCUUCGUCGCCUUCGUCGUCUCGUACGGCGUCCUUGCCGGUGGAUACAACGCCCUCCUACCCACGACAAUUGCCGAAGUGUAUGGCGUGCAGCACUACACCAGCGUGAACAGUGUCAUCUACUUCAUCCGCGGCAUGGGCGCGCUCUUCGGGGCGCCGCUCGCAGGCGUCAUCCUCGGGAGCCAUCAGCGCGGGCUUGGCAUGCAUAGCGGGACGUCGAUGAUGGACCUGCACGCGCUGAGGACGAAGUACAACCAGGUUGCGCUGUACGACGGGGCAUUGCUCCUUGCGGCCGGUCUCUGUGUCGCAUAUGUUAGGUGGUCGGAUGCACGGUACAGAGGGCGGUGGCAGUGGAAAGCCUAA
This is a messenger RNA of Phanerochaete carnosa HHB-10118-sp, 1787 nucleotides long. RefSeq lists its product as uncharacterized. The transcript has 6 exons. NCBI's taxonomy places the organism in Eukaryota, Fungi, Basidiomycota, Agaricomycetes, Polyporales, Phanerochaetaceae. Gene Ontology annotation, molecular function: transmembrane transporter activity. Gene Ontology annotation, biological process: transmembrane transport. Bases 345 to 1787 code for a protein of 480 amino acids. Gene Ontology annotation, cellular component: fungal-type vacuole membrane. The record is from RefSeq and is a predicted model, not a curated record.